Messenger RNA from Passer domesticus (house sparrow), 790 nucleotides. It is a transcript of the gene ALG14, whose product is annotated as ALG14 UDP-N-acetylglucosaminyltransferase subunit. The transcript is spliced from 4 exons. The coding region runs from base 1 to 639 and encodes 212 amino acids. Gene Ontology annotation, cellular component: UDP-N-acetylglucosamine transferase complex. The record is from RefSeq and is a predicted model, not a curated record. Gene Ontology annotation, biological process: dolichol-linked oligosaccharide biosynthetic process. NCBI's taxonomy places the organism in Eukaryota, Metazoa, Chordata, Aves, Passeriformes, Passeridae. Gene Ontology annotation, molecular function: N-acetylglucosaminyldiphosphodolichol N-acetylglucosaminyltransferase activity.
AUGGAGGAGCUGCCCGUCGUCGUGCUCCUGCUCCUCCUCCUCGCCUUACUGCUUGUGCCGCUGGUGCUCCUGGAUAGGAGGCGCCGCGGCCGGCGGACGCCUCCGUUCAGUGUCCUGGUGGUGGCCGGCUCUGGUGGGCACACAACAGAAAUCCUGAGGUUACUCAGCUGUUUGUCAGAGUCAUACUCUCCUAGACAUUAUGUUUUGGCGGACUCAGAUAAGAUGAGUGAAGCUAAAAUACGUUCUUUUGAACAAAAAAGGGCUGAAACAUUCUCCAAGUCCCAGUUCAGCCUGGAUCGCAUUCCCAGAAGCCGGGAGGUCAGACAGUCCUGGAUCUCCUCUGUGCUAACAACACUGUACUCCAUACUUUACUCCCUUCCUCUGACCUACAAACGGAAACCAGAUUUGAUAUUGUGCAAUGGACCAGGAACAUGUGUUCCUGUCUGUUUAUCUGCUUUUCUUUUUGGCCUCCUACGAAUAAAGAGAACAGUUAUUGUGUAUGUAGAGAGCAUCUGCCGUGUGGAAACUUUAUCCUUGUCUGGAAAGAUUCUUUACUACUUUUCAGAUUAUUUCAUUGUUCAGUGGCCUGAUCUAAAGAAAAAAUAUCCCAAGUCAGUGUAUCUUGGUCGAAUAGUGUAACAACAGAAGACAAGCUAAGCUUUACCUGAAAUAGACUCUACAAGCUCCUCACUUGCAUUCCUGUAGUAAUUUAUUUUCAAGAAUUCCUGUCACAAAAUUAGGCUGGUACUUUAAAAUGAGACAAUAAAGUUUUCUCUACAUUUAAGUAAAA